Messenger RNA from Olea europaea var. sylvestris, 1263 nucleotides. Its product is annotated as ethylene-responsive transcription factor LEP-like. The transcript has a single exon. The record is from RefSeq and is a predicted model, not a curated record. Gene Ontology annotation, biological process: regulation of DNA-templated transcription. The coding region runs from base 279 to 1067 and encodes 262 amino acids. Gene Ontology annotation, molecular function: DNA-binding transcription factor activity; DNA binding. Lineage: Eukaryota; Viridiplantae; Streptophyta; Magnoliopsida; Lamiales; Oleaceae.
AGUUACGAAUAUCCUAAUAAUUAGCUUUUUGGUGUUGAACAAACAUCACAUGCACUCAAUCAUAUGGAAGCAAAUAUACAAAACCUAAAGCACCAAUCCAUGUAAAUGUAAUGAAAUAAUUUAAAUGAAAUUGAGAAUAUUAGACACGAAGUAUGGAGAGGAAGGUGAAGUGGGAAUUCUAAUGCUUCGUCUUAUUUGAAUGCCAUCACAUGCGAACUACCUCCUUUCAAUUUAACUAUUCGGAAGUCAGUUCAACACAUUAAUUCCACUCUUCAUGUAUGUGUCAUGUGUGUGUGUGUAUAUAUAUAGUGACAUACCCGUUAGGACUCAUUCAUCAAGUUCGAGCUCGAUCUCUAGGUGUAAUUAGAUCAAAGAUUUACAUGAUGAACCCGUUCAAGAGCAGCAUUAACAGUGCUAGACAGAAGCAAACCGGAGGAAAGUAUCUGGGAGUUCGUAGACGGCCAUGGGGACGAUAUGCUGCAGAGAUACGUGAUCCCACCACCAAGGAAAGGCAUUGGCUGGGCACCUUCGAUACUGCAGAGGAGGCCGCCCUGGCCUACGACAGAGCCGCGUUGUCUAUGCGCGGCUCUGGUGCCCGGACUAACUUUUGUUACUCGGAGUCAGACGUUGUCAUGCCUGCAGCUGGUAAUUCCUCUGUCGCCGACAAUCACUUUUCGGAGCAAACUCCACAGCUGAUGAUCGCAGCUGACUGCCCAAAUGAAGAGUCAUCCUCUGUCUCUGAGCCUUCUUCAUUGUGGCCAGGUUAUACUCUCGGUGACAGUGUCUAUCAGCAACAAGUUUCUGUAAGUGAAACGAACCAAGCAUUGUCCAAUUCCCACCAAACGCUAGAUGUGAUGCAGUCACCAGGUUAUGUUGAGGGACACCACAACCAAGGCGAAUGGACAAGUAGUCUAUUUGGGUACGAUGAGGCAAGAAGAGGGUCGCCUAGCAGCCUGCUAUUUGAUUCUAGUUAUGUACACAGUCCACUCUUCAGUCAGAUGCCUCCAGUUUCGGAUGCUGAUUCUUUGGCAACUUUUAAUUUGGGUUCUUCGGCCUAUUUCUUCUGAUUCAAUUGCCCCGUCUCCCUUUCACUCAAAUGCAGAUAGGGCACAUGCCCAACUUUUAGAUCGAGUAAAACUACUAAGCUAGUCCCCUCACCUCUCUUUCUGAUUCUUGUUUGCCUCUUGCUUCGUUAUUAUGUAGGGGGAAAUGUUACCCAAAUCGUAAAGCUGGAUUACAUGAUAAUCACCUAUUAAACCCGCA